Messenger RNA from Exserohilum turcica Et28A, 222 nucleotides. RefSeq lists its product as uncharacterized. The transcript has a single exon. The record is from RefSeq and is a predicted model, not a curated record. Bases 1 to 222 code for a protein of 73 amino acids. Lineage: Eukaryota; Fungi; Ascomycota; Dothideomycetes; Pleosporales; Pleosporaceae.
AUGAACGGGGGCAGUAUGGGGUCUGAGGAGCUGAUGCCGGGUCAGUUGGGCUGUCUUUGCCUUGCCAUGGGUCGACAUCUGACAUCAGCAAGAGGUGUCGACAGGGCCGGCGGCAUAGGCGUGCACCUCUCAUAUGCAGUCGGGCCUUGGCUCGCUUUGCCUGCCCCAAAGGAAAUCAAGCUUUUGGGGUCCCGAAAUGCGGCGCGAAAGCUGAAAGUUUAG